Messenger RNA from Papaver somniferum (opium poppy), 1632 nucleotides. Its product is annotated as O-acyltransferase WSD1-like. Gene Ontology annotation, cellular component: plasma membrane. Gene Ontology annotation, molecular function: diacylglycerol O-acyltransferase activity; long-chain-alcohol O-fatty-acyltransferase activity. The transcript is spliced from 6 exons. The coding region runs from base 1 to 1419 and encodes 472 amino acids. The record is from RefSeq and is a predicted model, not a curated record. Lineage: Eukaryota; Viridiplantae; Streptophyta; Magnoliopsida; Ranunculales; Papaveraceae. Gene Ontology annotation, biological process: triglyceride biosynthetic process.
AUGAACAAAGAAGAGCCUGUCACCCCGUUUGGGAGGGUGUUCCUGCAGGAAGAAGGGAAUCAAGUUAUCAAUUGUGCAAUGGGUUUCAAAAACCCAGUGAGUGUAGAAUCCGUUAAAGCCGAAUUUAAAAACUCCGUCCUGGUUCAACACCCAAGAUUUCACAGUGUCUUGGUAAGAAACAAGAAUAAUGGUGAAGAAUAUUGGAAGAGAGGUGAUAUAAAUCUAGACAAACACAUAUUUCUCGUUCAAGACAUCGACCAUGGUGAUUCGUCGACGUCAAACAUUCUUAACAAUGACGAGAUCGUGAACGGGUAUUUGGCAGAUCUUGCUGUUUCAUCUCCUCUCAGCAUUGAUAAACCAUUAUGGGAAUUGCAUGUAUUGAAGGAUCAAAAUUGUCUAAUAUUGAGAGUUAAUCAUGCUUUAGGUGAUGGGGUAUCUGUAAUGUCUUUAGUUUUAGCUAUGUGUAGGAAAGUUGACCAGCCCGAUCAAUUACCCAGCAUCCCUAAAAACAACAGGAGAAGUAGUAAUCGUAGGAUCAAUAUGUGUAAGAUGUAUAAGAUGAUCCGGAGAUUGGUAAUGCAGAUAUGGUUAACUAUUGUUUAUGUAAUGAGUUUCGUACUUAGAAUUUUGUAUUUGAAAGAUGCUAAAUGCAAGAUUAGCGGUGGGAAUGGUGUUGAACUAUGGCCUAGGAAGCUUGCUACUGCUAAGUUCAAGCUAGACGACAUGAAAUCUGUCAAGAAUGCUGUCCUUAGCGCUACCAUUAAUGACGUUCUUUUCGGAGUGAUCACAUCUGGAUUAUCGCGGUACUUGGACUACCAUCAAACCUCGGACUCAAAACCGAAAGAGGGACUUCGAAUAACUGGAGUGUCAAUGGUUAACCUUAGAGAACAGCAUGGAUUGCAGGAUAUGGAAAAUUUGGUGAAGUGCAUUUCGGUGUCAAGUUGGUGGGGUAACAAAUUUGGAUACAUUUUAUUCCCAAUUUAUCCCCAUAAAAGAGUUGGUAACGAUCCACUUCAAUAUGUCAAGAACGCCAAAGAAAUGCUUGACAAGAAGAAACUAUCUUUCGAAGCUCUUAUCACUUACGCUAUUACUAAAUCAGUAAUGUCACUUUUGGGUCCCAGGGCCACGUUUUUGUUUAUCAACAGGGGUGUUUGUAAUACAAGUUUUAUGAUAUCGAAUGUCGUUGGUCCACAAGAAGAGAUUAUGUUCGGAGGAAAUCCAAUAACUUCAUUACGAGCAACUUCGUCAAGUUUACCCCAUGCACUCACAAUGCAUAUGAUAAGUUACUUUGGAAAAGCAGAAAUGAAUAUUCUUGUGGCUAAAGACAUUAUACCAGACCCUCAAUUCCUCGCCAAGUGUUUUGAAGAUGCAUUGCUUGAAAUGAAGGACGCUUCUACAGCUGCUUCUGUUAAGACAUGAUCAAAAAUUCGAUUUAAGUACUGGUUCUCCUCUCUCUAAAACUAUUCGUGAUAAGUGUAUAUCUAUUUUGGUUAACGCGAUUGCGAAAGGGGAUACCAUUGCUAACACGGGAUACUAAUUCAUAUAAGACCAAAAAAAAUUGAUUAUUGGAUUUUUGGAUUGGUAUCUCCUAUGGUAUUCGUGUUAUUUUAUAUUCAUUUACUUGUAUUAAUA